AUGCUCUUCAGUAUCACCCCCAGCACUGUGGAAGGCGCGUUGACGCGCCCAUUGACCGCGGCGGAGAAGAAGCGGGCACAAAAAUUGAAGGACGAUCCGCUCGUGACACUAUUAAGUCCACUGUGGGUGGAAUGUAGGCGGUGUGGCAGCAAAAUCAAGCUUUCCCCGAAGAGCACGUACGAUCCCUUCCACUGGGCAAGGCACCGUGAGAGGUGUUUGAAGAAGCCGCUCAAGAUCGUCGAGGCGAUGAGGCAGGAUGCAGAGGAGCAGCUUUCCUCCCUCUCGUCAUCACCCCCCGCGUCGCAACCGCGUGCCCUCGACUCUGCCACCCCCCCUCUAACGCCAGACACGGCGUCAUUGACCUCACAUUCUCCCUCGCUACCGAAGAGGGAAAUCAAAGAGGAAACGCCAGAGCCUAGAGCCGAGGCAUCUGAUCUCCCGCCCACUCCACCCCCACCCCCACAGAAAAUUCGAGCCCAGAAAUCCUUCAUCUCGUCCCUCGCCUGCUUCCGUGCCUCGGAGCUCCUUGCUUUCGACGAGUAUCUCCAUCGUUCGCGUCGCCGUCCCGUCCGCACUUCCCCCCUCCCCAUCGACCCUCUGGAGACCGACGACUGUAGUGUCCGAAGCUGGCAAACCUGGAACUGGACCCAGCUGAAACCAGCGGUAUGGGUCACAAGGGAGUACCCAUCCUCUUCUUCUAAUCUUGAAGACCAAAAAACAAUGCUGGGAGAAGGCCAAGAAGAAGAAGAAGUCGACGACGCGAUGGAUGUAGACGGUGGGCCGACGACCGACGCAACGCCUGAUGAAGAGCCAGAUGCGGGUUUAGACGCGUCAUCAUCUGAUUCUUCCGACCAUGACAGUCUCUCUGCCAUGAUGGGCGACGUCGACGAAGGCAAUGACACUCCAUCUGCAGCGCAGAAGGCUACAGUAUCCCCCGCCGCUGCUCCACCUGCAGCCGCAUAG
Molecule: messenger RNA, 963 nt
Organism: Heterobasidion irregulare TC 32-1
Lineage: Eukaryota; Fungi; Basidiomycota; Agaricomycetes; Russulales; Bondarzewiaceae
Exons: 2
Coding region: 1-963 (320 amino acids)
Source: RefSeq, a predicted model, not a curated record